Molecule: messenger RNA, 683 nt
Organism: Amoebophrya sp. A120
Lineage: Eukaryota; Dinophyceae; Syndiniales; Amoebophryaceae
Source: the annotation of a GenBank genome assembly
AUGCCCAAGACCCCAACAUGGUCAACAACAUUCUACUGGUCUUUCCUUGCUGUUGCCUCCGCUUUUGGAAUCGUUCACUACGCGUCCCUGAUUCUCUUCUUCGUCUUUGCCGGCGGAAUAUCUUCUCAUAAUCCGUCUGCUGCUGUUGAAGCAUUGUUUCCGCCGACGCCAGCGGGAGCUACUGUUGGCGGCCUGCUCGUCCCUAGAAGUGUUCAAGAACUUGGAAGGCAGCAGGAAGAUGCUUUUCCAGAAAGACGAGGUUUGCGGCCACCACAGGGCACGUUUGAUGGGGCCUGUGCAACGCCUCCCGCACACAACGUUCCGGUCAGUGACGUCAUCGAGGACGUUCAUCUAGGCCAAAAGACAGUUACUGCAUCUACUCGCGUACCUUCUAAAAAUUCGAACUCAUUUCUACCACGGGCGGCUUUGGGAGAUCCUUCCGACGCGACGGGACAGGCCACCCCAGCUGGUGGCAUCCACCCAGUACCAACUUUUCUUGGAGCAUCAUCUCAACAGCCAGCAGCCAGCCGGGCAGUCACAACACCCGCCGGAGGUGGUGGCACUACGCCUGGGUCAAUACCCUCUUUUGAUACGGCUGCUGGUAAUUAUACAGCUCCAGGAGCUUGUUCUACAGCAGCUGCAGCCACUAGAGUUGCAAACCCGGCAACUCAAGCGUCACCCGG